UGCUGAGUGAAUACAACGCAACAAGCUAGUCAUCUUAGCCUUUAGUCUCUCUUGUCUCAGCAUUUUCCCAGAAAGAAAAACAUAUACGAAUAAGUCUUCUUGUGUUUUUUCUUUUUCUUUCUUUCUCUUUAAGAGAGCAAGAGAAGAAGACAAGACUAUAUAUAGAGCACCUGCUUUUCUUUUUUGCCUUGAAAGAGCCUUGGUGGUACCACUAGUACUACUGGACGGAAUAAGCAAAACCAGGUGAUAUGGGUAGACCUCCUUGUUGUGAUAAAGAAGGGGUCAAGAAAGGUCCUUGGACUCCAGAAGAAGAUAUCAUUUUAGUCUCUUAUAUUCAAGAACAUGGUCCUGGGAAUUGGAGGGCUGUUCCUACUAAUACAGGUUUGCUUAGAUGCAGUAAGAGUUGCAGGCUUAGAUGGACUAAUUACCUUCGACCAGGGAUCAAACGUGGUAACUUCACAGACAAUGAAGAGAAGAUGAUCAUACAUCUUCAAGCACUUUUGGGCAACAGAUGGGCUGCUAUAGCUUCAUACCUUCCACAGAGAACAGAUAAUGACAUUAAAAACUAUUGGAACACCUACUUGAAGAAGAAGCUCACUAAGAUUCAAGCAGGUCUUGAAGGCUCUUCUCAAUCAAGAGAAGGGUUUUCAUCUUCACAGCCAAGUAUGUCCAGAGGCCAGUGGGAAAGGAGGCUUCAAACUGACAUUCGUAUGGCUAAGCAAGCUCUGUCCGAGGCUCUGUCUCCUGAGAAGUCGACCUCUUUGACUGAACAGAAACCCUCCUCGUCCGAGACCCUUUCAACCACAAAACAGGUGCCUCAAUCAUCAACCUAUGCUUCCAGCACAGAAAACAUAUCUAGAUUGCUUAAAAGUUGGAUGAGAAAUCCACCAAAGAGGGCUAAAACAGCUCCGAGUUCACUUAGUCACUUGGGCACAACUGGGGCUGAUUAUACUUCUAGUGAAGGAACUACCCCACUAAGUACGACAUCAGCAAAUAACAAUGGGAAUAAUAUUGAUUUGUCUGAGGCCUUUGAGUCCUUGUUUGGUUUUGAGUCUUUUGAGUCUUCAAAUUCUGAUUUUUCUCAGUCUAAUAAUAUGUCCCCAGAGGGUAGCUUAUUCCAAGAUGAGAGCAAGCCAGAUCCUAAUGCUCAAUUGCCAUUUUCAUUGCUUGAGAAGUGGCUGUUUGAUGAAAGUGGUACUCAAGGGAAAGAAGUAGUACUUAGUGAUCUGAUUCUAGAUGAAAAUGCUAAUUUUUUCUAAUUAGUAUAUAGCUAUAGCUUCUCCCCUCCUUUUGGUGCUUUCAUAUAUUGGUUUAAUUUUGCUUACUUUUGGAUCUACAACUACAGUAUCAUCUUUGGAACUGAUUGAAGCUGGAAAGUUUGGUAGUUUGCCCUUUUGAUGCUAUAACAGAAGAAAGUGUAAAUUUUCAUAUUUAUUAUUAAUUCGUGUUAGAAGUUCUGGUUGAUGAUGAGAUUAAUAAACUUGUCCCAUGUUUUUUUUCUCUUUCAUUCGAUCAAAAUGUGAUCUUUUGUGAUCUGGAUCGAUGAUAUGAUUUUUAACUUGUACCAAAGAGAGAUAUAUAGUGAUCUUGUGUUCGAUUGUAAUGUAGAGCAUGAAGUUCUCUAAGGAUAAGAAGUUGACCUUAUUACUGUAGCUAGACACCUGUGAUCAAUAUAUAUAAAUAUAUUUGUUUUAAA
Molecule: messenger RNA, 1696 nt
Organism: Humulus lupulus (European hop)
Lineage: Eukaryota; Viridiplantae; Streptophyta; Magnoliopsida; Rosales; Cannabaceae
Product: myb-related protein 306-like
Exons: 3
Coding region: 249-1259 (336 amino acids)
Source: RefSeq, a predicted model, not a curated record